AUGGAGGCGGCCGCUGAGGCCCCGGGCGCGGGUCCGCCCGGUGAAGAGCUUCGCGCCGAGGCCCCGGGGCUCCACCGCUGCUCCUCGGCCGAGGAGGCCGCGCUGGAAGUGAGUUGGGUUCAGGGAUUCCCAAACAAGAACUUUGGCUUUAUCAACAACCAAACUGUCUGUUACCCUUGUGGCAACUACAUCCUCUUCCUGGACAUUGAAACCAAGAAGACGACAUUUCUGCAGUGUCAGGCUGGCCAGGUGGGAGCCUUCACAGCAAAUGGGAACUCUCAAGUGCUGGCCUUUUCCGACCGAAAGCUGAAUCCCAUCAUAUAUAUCUACAGUUUUCCAGAACUGAAUAAACUGACAGAAUUAAAAGGUAAUGCUCAGCUGGACUACACUUUACUAGCACUUAGUUACACAGGCCCAUAUCUAGCCAGUUACUCUUCGAUCCCAGAAUUUGUUCUUUCAGUAUGGAACUGGCAAGAAAAUAUCCUUCUGUGCAGUGAGUCUCAGCCAGGGGUAACAGCAACCUCUUUAAGUUUUAAUCCUAUGAAUUGGCAACGACUAUGUAUUGUUAGUGAGAGCUCUGUUACUAUCUGGCAUAUUGAAAGGAAUAAUGAUGAGCAUCACCUUAAGCAAAACCCUGUGAAACUCCCUGAUGGACAAGGGUCAAUGAAUCCUGAUGAGGGUUUGUUUUUCCCAGUUUUUCACAGUGAAGAUCCAUACUAUGGCCCAGAUUUGCCAGUUUCAGCCAUUGCUGGACUGGUAGGAGAUGAAGCAGAAACAUUCAUGCCUAGAAAUCAAAUGAAGCCUUCAGUGCAUCCUACUGGCCACUGCUGGACUGCAACCUCAAAAAUCUACGUGGGUUGUAAAGAAGGAUUUGUUUUGGCAAUUGAUGCUGAGACACUCAGCAUUUCUUUUCUUCAACAAAAACCUCUACCUGAAUACCUGUGUAAAAUUUUGGAUGUGGUGUCGUAUGCUCGUAGAGAAGUACAGAAAAAGAAAGGUGGCAAACCAGAGGAUCUGCAAAACCCAGCUUUAUUUUCCAUGGCAUUUUGUAAUGAGGGACUGUACGCAGCUGGAACGGAGGGCACAUUAUUGUUUUAUCACAUCAAAUAUGGGCAGUAUGAGAUUAAAAUCUGUGCUGAUAUCUCACAACCCAUAUCCAGCCUGAUAUUUUCUCCUGAUUACACCUUACUCCUGCUUGUCACUGACCAGGGGACAGUCUACACUUACAAACCUGCCCACAGUAGAGAAGCUGUCAAACUCUUGGAUGCAUGCAGUAGUUGUUUUCUGGCAGCUGAUUUUCUUACUCCAGGGAAUAAGUACUGUGUGUCUGUAACAAUUUCAGGUGAAGUACAAGUUUGGUUCCUGGAAGAUGGAACUUGCCUUAGCAAGCUAAACCUUGAUAUUGAGGCAACUGCUAUGGCUUGCUGUCCCUCCUCCAACAGUGUUGCUCUAGGGACCAGCAGAGGUCAGAUCUAUUUCCUUGAUGUUACCAAUGCUGAAGCUCCACGGGUUGUUCACAGAAUUUUUCUUUCCAAAUUUCCAGUGCUGUCUUUGCAUUAUGAUCAGAGCGGCCAGUUCCUCAUUGCCAGAGCUACAGAAGGACAUAUCUUUAUUCUAGACUCCCGGCCUUCAAAGUUGUUCCAGGUUCUUGGAUAUGUAGUGUUGGCAGAUGAAGUUCUGGGUCUUUCUGUAGUUUCUGACUUCAAGAACGACUUAGUUGAAGUGAUGGCACUUCUUAACGUAGCAGAGGUCCAGCAAGCAAGACUGGAAGUUUUUUGUCUGUCUUCAGCACUCACAACAGAUAAUGAUAAGUAUGUUAAUGAACAAGGAGUGCUUAAUGCUAGUGCCAUUAAAAAGCAGCAGUAUGAUCUGGAUUGCCCUCUGAGCUCAGCAGUCAGAUUGAAGGAUAAUCUUGUGUAUGGCUACUGUACCUGUGCACCUUUCAUCUGCAGAUACCAUCUCUCUCAAGAGAAUAUGUUGGAAGAUGCAUCAGUAUUUUUAUCAGAAAAGAGGACUCCUAGCAAUCAGUUUGGAUCAGGUUUCCUCUGUUUAUCACCCAACAGCCAGUGGCUAGCAUCAGCAGCAAGGGAUGGUGUUUUGUUCAUCUAUCAUCUUUCCACAAUGGAUAUACUUGCUCAAAACCACUGUCACUCUUAUCAAGGAGGGGGUAUCAGAUCCAUGGUAUUUUCGCUGGAUGGCAAAUUCAUCCUGGUGACUGGUGAAAAUGAUGGCACCCUGGUGUGUCUGAAAUGGAAGGAGAUAAAGAAAACUGAAGAUCAGGAAGCUGAUAGUCACUGGCAGUCUCUUCUUGCUAUACUGAACAAGUCUACUUCGAAUGAAAAUGCUGUUUUAAAAUCUAUGGCAGAAUGGCAGUUUGACCCAGAAUCCACAUCAGAAUCACUUCCAGAAGAUACAUUUAAGGAGGCAGCAUGUAAAUCUUCCAGUGUAGAGGUGACAGAAGAAGACAGAAACAUCACCAGUUUGUAUUCAGCCUGUGCCGAUGACAUGUCAUGGAUGGGUCAGAAAAUAAAGAAGAUCAUUACAGAAGAGACUCAGAGGUUUGCUCACCAGAAGGAAGAGCUGCAAAUGGGCAUUAAAAAGCUGCGUAAAACUAUUCAGAAAAUGAUGCAUGAAAAUGAGCAAGUGCCAGACAUUGAGAAACUGGAGCAGCAGGAGUUCAACCUGGAUCUAGAAGAACAGGAAAAAACACAAGCAGAGGCUGACCAGAAAGUGGACAGGGUGAGGAACGAGAUUGAGAUGGAGAAUUUAGCCAACCGCUACUUGAAGGAUGUCAUCAAGCAUGAGUGCUGGGAUGCCAUGCAUGUAAAAGGAUGUGCAAUUAAGUGCUUCCAUAUGGCUUUUGACGUGAAGAAUUAUCCACUGCAGAAACGUAGUGAAGAAGAGCUGGAAGCUUUGGAGAAAGUUCUCCAGUUAAAAAACAUUGAGACAACUGAUUUUAAGGUUCAAAAGAAAAAUACUGAGAUUGUGUGUAAGCCUGUAUUACCUAAGGAAGGAGAGAAGGCAGAAGUAACGGCUGAUGAUAGUGCAUCUUACAGCCCGAUUGGAAGUCUGAGCUCUCAGUAUGGUGGAGACACUUCUGUCCUGUACCCCCAGUGGGACUUGCACACCAGGGAGCAGAAAAUCAACCAGAUAGUAUUACUGAAGGACAUCAUUUACAAAGUGAAAACUGCUUUUAAUGAAGAAUUUGAUGCAGUUGCACAACAAAAGGAGCAGGAGGUAGCACGAGUGAAGGAAAGAAACCUGCGGAUCCGAGAAAUCUUGGCACAACUUGGCAUCCAAAUGGAAGUGUGGGAGCCAGCUCUCACAGAUGAUGAGAUACCAGAGCGAGCACUCACUGUUCAGGAUUCAGAGAUUAAAGCUGAAAAAUCCUUGACUCAACAAGAGAAAGAGAAAGCAGAAUUGCUGGCUAAGCUUGAAAAAGAGAGGCGCAACGCUUCUACGGACAAUGAGAGACUGCGUGCUCUUGAUGACAUGAUGGGUGGAGUGCUAGAAAUCAAAAGGGAAGACAUCUUGAAAAUGGAUGUUCCUCCACCUCCUUUUAUAUCCAAGUCUGAGGAUCUUUGGAAUGAAGAAGAAAGGAGAGUAUUUAGAGAAUAUGAGAAAAAAGUCAAGGAGCUGAAUGAAGAAAAAGAAGAAUAUAGAAUGGAACUGAAACAAGAAUUGAAGGAACUUGAAGCUUCCAUCCAGGAAACAACCCAAAAUUUUGAUGAGACUCUGUGCAAACUCUCUGAAAGGAAAGUGAAAUUUGAGAUGGUCAUCUAUCAGGAAGAACUCAAAAUAUUAAAUCUUGUUUAUACUUUACUGUUGGAUGAAGAAUUGAAUGCUAGAGAAGCUGGACUUCAUAAUUUCCUCAUGAAAAAGGAGAAAGAAAAAAUCAAGUCUGCAAGAACAAUCCAGACUACAAAAAAGAAAAUUAAAGCUUACAUAGGCACCCGUGAAACUGCAAUAGCUGAAGAGAAGAAUCUGGAAUGUGGUUUUGCAAAGGAGUUUGCUGACAUACCUGCCGAUCUCCUUGAUGAACUUCACCAGCUUUACAAACAUCGUCCAAAGACCCCAGUGACAGAAAUGCUCCUUGACACUGCUAACCCGUAUAAGGAUUGUUCAGGCUCAGCUGAAGAUUACAAGGAGUCACUUGCCCUUUUAAUGAAAGCCAUGGAUGAACUGGAUAGUUCUGAGCAUAUGCCUAAUGGCUUAGACCCAUCUGUAUGGGAACAUUUUUGCAUAGCUAGACGAAAUAAAAUGGAGAGUGAGGAGCUGGUGAAAUGGACAGCCCAAACACUGGCAGAGAUGCAGGCCUUUCUCCGCAGAAGAAUGGUUGAAAAUGAGAAGAUCGAGUCAGAACUAAAAGCCAUUUUCCAAGAACUCACAUGGCUGCAAGAGGAGAAGAUGAAACUGCAAUUGAAUUUGAUUGUGCAGUUUUUGCUAAAACAAGGACAGGUGGAAUUGAAAAGUGCUGCUAUCCCAGACUACACUGAUGCCAUUCUCAUUAGUAAGAGUGUUAUUGAAGAUCUGAAUUGCUCUAUCAUGGCUCAAGGAAAAAAAAAAAUUGCAAGCAUGGUGGAAUGUAAAGACUUCUCUAAAGGGAUAUUUAAACUGGAAUGGCAACACAAGAAAAUGAGAAUGCAGAUAGAAGAUCUGAAACAGAAGGCUCGGGAUAUUGUAACACUACCUAUUUCAAAAGAUCGCCAGCUAUUCCUAACUGAGCUGAACUACGACAGCUGCGUCGCCCAGCGCAUUUCAGUGAUGGAGCGGACACUUGGUGUCAUCGAUAAGCUGCACAAGAAGAAUGUGAAGAACUGUAAGAAAAGAAUUAAAGAGUUGGAGAAGUGCAUCAGUUUAAAAGAGCAGGCAAACUACAAGCUCAGCCUGGAGCUGAAAGAAAUGCUUGUCUCUGUCUCAGAAAGGAGUAACAUCUCGAAGGCAGCAGACAUACAGCCUGUUUCUGAAAAGAUUAAAAAGGAGCGUUACCAAGAGAUUUUGAAGCAGAAACACCUACGGAAUCUUGUAGGGAGAGAGGAAGAACAGGUUGAAAUUCUUCAGGCACAAGUUGCAAGACUGAGAUCAAGAACAUUCCCUAUUCUUUAAAGACCAGAGUCCAUGUAGAUAAGACUGUGGUAUUAUAAGUCUAAGAAAAAUAGCUUGAGCAUCAGCCUUUUCUACCUGAACUUUUCUUUCCACAGCUAUUUCUUCUGUAAUUUCUUUAAAAAUAACUUCCAUUUGAAAGACACAUAUUUGUUUGUUUUGUGUAUUUUAUACCUAAUCUUAGCUCCUUUAUAUUUCAGUUCAUGACAUGAAUUUCUACAGAGUUGAUUAUAUAAACCAUAUAGCUCAUUACAGAAAACAAAGGCUACAAGAAAUUGUAGACUGAUAGUACAGGUGUAUUUGUAUAUCCUUAGUCUGCAAGAUGCAAUUGUAGAACAUUUGGAACGUGAAGUACUGCAAGAAAUCCACACUAUAGCUGGUACAAUUCAUGUCUGUGGCUUUGACUUAAUUUUGUUCUGUAAAAUAUAUUUAUACCUGUGAUGGCACAGGAGCAGGUAGCUGAAAAGAUGAAGGUACCCUUCAGCCUGACUAUGCCUUCUAUCUGGCCUUGUCCUGAAAGCUGCUGCUGCUUAUGGCAGCCUUAUUACCUACUGCCACUGGCAGAAUCACAGGAAACCAGGUCUGGAAGCAUCUGGCCUCCUGAAACAGUUGCUGCUACCUUCACAUCCAAAUGCAGUCUAUUCUCCUGCCAGAUCUCUCCAAGGCAGCUAACAUAGAUUAAAAAACCCUUGAUAAAACUAACCACUGCGGGAGACUGAUCUCAAGCAUUCUCACCCCUUUUUGUUUCCUUCUUCUGUGGUGUGUGUCAAUACUUCUCCUUUCAUAAAUUCACAUAAAAUCUAAACUCUUUCCACUGUGAGACCAUUAAUAGCUUUGAUACCUUAGUUUAACAAAAUUCAACACUUCUAAGGAAAACUACUUCUGUUGUGAUCUUGUAGACCACCUCCUUUUUUCCCUUAUUUUUAACUGAGUCUGUAAGGAUUCUAAUUGCAUCUCCCUCUUCUUAUAAGACUUUUUUUUCCUGCUGAAACUUCCCUAGAAUUAAGAGUUCCCAAUUUGCCAAGGACCUCAGGGAAAAGAAAAGUCCCCUUCACCAGUCGUCAUCACCUUUUUUUUUUUUCCUACAUUGAGAAAUGUAAGAAAUUACUCCUUCAUCAAGGAAACAGGAAAUGCCACCUCUAAACAAAAUAGUUAAGGUGCAACCAAUAAGGAAUGUGAUUGCAUAUAAAAAAAAUUGAUAGCAGGGAGAGCUGUAGAGUCAUGAUUUUGGUUUUGUUACACCUGACAAGCAAUGAUUUUAAGGAGAAAAGAAGCAGACAGAAGUCAUCACACUACACGCAAAGGCCAGCUAAGAAAAUUUCAGGCCAUUUCAAAACUUUUAAAAAUGCAGU
This is a messenger RNA of Apus apus (common swift), 6455 nucleotides long. RefSeq names its product cilia and flagella associated protein 43 (gene CFAP43). The coding region runs from base 1 to 5106 and encodes 1701 amino acids. Gene Ontology annotation, biological process: sperm axoneme assembly; cilium assembly. NCBI's taxonomy places the organism in Eukaryota, Metazoa, Chordata, Aves, Apodiformes, Apodidae. The transcript has 39 exons. Gene Ontology annotation, cellular component: axoneme. The record is from RefSeq and is a predicted model, not a curated record. Gene Ontology annotation, molecular function: protein binding.